CGCUCACCAAUUUUGGCUACAGAUUCAGCAACAACCACUCGUUCCUCUUUUACGGCCACGAACUAAACUUUCCGAGCAUGACCACGCAAACCAUGCCUUCCGAGGAAGUGUCAGCUUCUAUGGCAUCCACGGAAUCCGGAUCUGCAUUUUCUGAAAACAAUCACUACAAGUCUCCAGUAUUGAGUCGCCAAAAGAUUGAAAAUAUGAUCGCUCAGGGGAGAGCUAUUAUUAUCUACGAUUCCCUCGUGUUGGAUCUCACCAGCUGGCUCUCAAGACACCCUGGCGGUGAUGUUGCUAUUUUCCACUUGAUCGGCCGUGAUGCAACUGACGAGAUGAAUGCCUACCACUGCGACGAAACCGUCCUGACCUUUUCCAGAAGAAAGGUGGGUCGGAUCGAUUACAUCUGGGAGAACAUGUUACCACCAAUCCAGGGAGGUGUGUUCGAACAGCCCCCUGACGCUAAGAUGUAUAAGCCGUUAGGGAAGGCUGCCGUCGAGGUUGAACGGAAAUUCACCCCUGAGGUCAUUGUUUCUCUCGAUAAGCAACAAAAGUUGUUCCCCGUGGUGGAUGUGUCCAACCAAACCAUCGUCGAUCCACAGGUGUUGAUGAAUAAUUACGACAACACGUUGACGAAGCACGACGUAGUGACACUUCCGGCACUUGACUACGAGACACAGAAAACCUUGUCUGAGAAAUACAGAGAGUUACACCAGAAGGUAUUGGAUGCGGGUUUUUACCAAUGUCGCUACGUUGAAUAUUUCAAGGAAUUUGUGCGUAUUGGUUCCUCUUUAUUGUAUGCAGCCUCUUUCUUCAAGUUGGGCUACUACAAGACCAGUGCUUUGUUCUUAGGGUUUGCCUGGCAACAGUUACCGUUCAUUGUCCACGAUGCCGGCCACAUCGCGAUUACUCACAACUACCAGUUUGAUAACCUCUUGGGGAUCUUCCUUGCGGAUUUCAUCGGGGGGUUGUCAAUCGGGUGGUGGAAGCGUAACCACAAUGUGCACCACAUAAUCCCCAACGAUCCGGUACAUGACCCAGAUAUCCAGCAUUUACCUUUCUUUGCGGUCAGUGUGAAGCUCUUCAACAACGUGUACUCUACGUAUUACGAGAAGUACUUGUGGUUUGACUGGUUUGCCAAGAAGUUGAUUCCGUUCCAGAACUACAUGUACUACCCACUUCUCUGUUUUGGUAGAUUCAACUUGUACAGGUUAUCCUGGACUCACUUGUUGCUUGGCCAGGGCCCACGCGAGGGUAAGGCUGCGAUGUUCAGAUACUACGAAAUCUUGGGGUUGGGACUCUUCUUCUACUGGUUCUUCUACCUCGUGAUCACCAAGUCGCUUGACAACUGGUCUGACCGUAUCGUCUACAUCAUCAUCUCGCACUUCACUACCGCUAUGGUCCAUGUCCAGAUCACCUUGUCGCACUUCGCCAUGUCAACUUCUGAUUUGGGCUGUUCGGAGUCUUUCGUGAGCAGGCAGUUGAGAACCACGAUGGAUGUGGACUGUCCUGAGUGGUUUGACUACUUCCACGGUGGCUUGCAAUUCCAGGCCAUCCACCAUUUGUUCCCAAGAAUGCCAAGACAUAACUUCCGCCGGGCCCAGCCUAUGGUGAUUGAUUUCUGCAAGGAAGUCGGCUUGCAGUAUCACAUUUACGGCUUUGGUAAAGGGAAUGAGGUGGUGAUUUCCAAGUUGAGAGAGAUUGGGAAACAGGCCAUUAUCAUGGUGAAUGCCACCAAGGCUAUGAAGCAGGAGGCUAUUGAAGAGAGGCAAAAGUAAGGGCAUCUCGCGCGCGGUAACUUACCAUGCACCACUUCAGGUGUAGUGUAUGAAAUGCUUGGCCAACCUAAACCCAUAUAUUUACAGGGCACAUGUUAUUAGAGCCGCGUUCUAU
Babjeviella inositovora NRRL Y-12698 is the source of this 1890-nucleotide messenger RNA. It is a transcript of the gene SLD1, whose product is annotated as Sld1p. Gene Ontology annotation, biological process: lipid metabolic process. NCBI's taxonomy places the organism in Eukaryota, Fungi, Ascomycota, Pichiomycetes, Serinales. The record is from RefSeq and is a predicted model, not a curated record. Gene Ontology annotation, cellular component: membrane. Gene Ontology annotation, molecular function: oxidoreductase activity, acting on paired donors, with oxidation of a pair of donors resulting in the reduction of molecular oxygen to two molecules of water. The coding region runs from base 93 to 1775 and encodes 560 amino acids. The transcript has a single exon.